Molecule: messenger RNA, 1820 nt
Organism: Varroa destructor (honeybee mite)
Lineage: Eukaryota; Metazoa; Arthropoda; Arachnida; Mesostigmata; Varroidae
Product: nicotinate-nucleotide pyrophosphorylase [carboxylating]-like
Biological process (GO): quinolinate catabolic process; NAD+ biosynthetic process
Cellular component (GO): cytoplasm
Molecular function (GO): nicotinate-nucleotide diphosphorylase (carboxylating) activity
Source: RefSeq, a predicted model, not a curated record
UACUCGCUCAAACAGUAGAACUAACACGCGACAACAUAACUGACUGGCUAAGUUACGCUCAUCAUUUUAAGGGAUUGCCUUUUACGUAGGGUAGCAUAGUUGCAAAUGAAUUGAUCAUAUACCAACAAUGGCGCAUCCGAUUGAUUGAGGCUUGCUAAACGAUUGGUGUAUCAAGGUGCCCCCUGUCACUAGUGUUUACGAUCUGAACAACUAGCAAGGAAGUGAUCUUCUGUAAACUACUUUCCAAUGGAUUCCGCUUACGUGGAGAAAAUCGAACUGACGGACUAACGAGCAUUACGAAACGGAACUGAACAGUAAAAUCGUCACAAACCACUUGUACUUGUUAGUGUUACCGAUUAGCGUGGCAUCACCCCCCUGUGCCUCUAUCUCUGAGCGGCUGGUUAAGCGCUGAGAGACCGAGGACCAGCGGACCGCGCACCGUUAAUAGCCGUCAAAAUUGUACGCAUCACCCACGAAGAGAUUUGCAGAAUGGCGGAGUUUCUGCUCAACGUGAUCCAGUUAGAGAUAAUGGCCCGCUCAUGGAUCUCUGAGGAUCACCUUGGCUUGGACGCUUCAGCAGCCGUCGUGGGCGACGCUGCUAUUACCGCACAUCUCUGGGGUAAUUCCGAGGGCGUUUUGGCAGGUGUUCCAUUCGCAAAUGCAAUUGUCCACGAACUAAACCUCAAUAUCACAUGGCACCGUAAUGAAGGCGAGUGGCUGCAUCCAACAGUAAAAGUGGCGGAGAUUUGUGGACCUGCACGAAGAGUUCUUUUAGCGGAGCGGGCAGUUCUCAACACUCUAGCUCGAGCUAGUGGGGUGGCAACGAAAACUCGUGGUUUACGAGAACAGCUUAAUCUCUUAAAUUGGCAAGGAAUAUUAGCCGGAACCCGAAGAACCACCCCGGGUUUUCGAUUGAUUGAAAAAUACUCGCUUGUUAUUGGAGGAGCAGACACGCACAGGAAUGAUCUCGCAUCGAUGGUAAUGCUCAACGCGAAUCACAUUCGAACAGCUGGAAACGUAGAAAAAGCAGUCACGAUCGCUCGUCGUGUGGGAGGUUUUACGAAAAAAGUUGAAGUAGAAUGCCUUAGUCUCGAAGAUGCAAUUAAUGCGGCCAAUGCUGGAGCAGACAUUGUAAUGCUACAGGAUUUCAAAUCUAAGGAAUUAAACGAAACGACCACUUACUUGAAGAAAGAGUUCCCCCGCCUCAUCAUUGAAGCAUCUGGUUACAAUAUCACUGCCGAUAACAUUGAGGACUUCGCUUUGCCGGCUGUGGACAUCGUUUCAACCGCACAGCUUACUCAAGGGUAUUCCUCGUUGGAAUUUAAUCUCAAGGUGGACGAGCCACACGCAGAUUGCAAUGAGUGAGCACGAAUGGACCAUCCGUAUUAAAGUUCGUCUACCGUCCCGACGAUUAAUCAGUAAUAUAUGGUCGAUUCCUAAGCGUUUUAGCCGAAAAUAGUCCACGGCCAUGACAAUGCCCGAGAAGUAGCAAAAGUAACGAAGCGAAGCGAUAUCUAAUUAUGACAAGGUAGCCACACCUCUUUGGUCGCCUUUUGUUUACCAGCAGUGUGAUGCGUUACGGAGACGUAGAUGUGCCAGUUACUAUAAACAAUUAUACGCUUUCAUAUUGGGUAUGCAUUUGAUCUGGAGAGGGAAAUGCAAUAAGUGUACAAUGAGAAAACUCCUUCAUUUUAAGCUUGGCAGGCAGUAGCUAUUAAAUGGCACUUAAAUUUGUCAUUCGUUGAAGACGACAAUAAUGCAAAAUAUGUUAAUGAGUAAUGACCCGUUCAUCCCUCAAGUUCAGUGUGCAAUGGUGCAAA